This is a messenger RNA of Bactrocera latifrons, 962 nucleotides long. RefSeq names its product cadherin-86C-like. Gene Ontology annotation, cellular component: membrane; catenin complex. The record is from RefSeq and is a predicted model, not a curated record. Gene Ontology annotation, molecular function: calcium ion binding; cadherin binding. NCBI's taxonomy places the organism in Eukaryota, Metazoa, Arthropoda, Insecta, Diptera, Tephritidae. Gene Ontology annotation, biological process: homophilic cell-cell adhesion.
GGUCGAUUAGUUGCUAGUACUACGUCGACCCUCUAACUGGAUUGAAUAACUCGGAAUAUGUUGUUGGUGUCAAUGUGCUAACAUUUAGUUUUUUUGAACCCUUUUGAAGUUGCAAAUUUGCGGUAAUGACUUUCAGCAAUAAUAAAAAAGGGAAAAAUGAAAAAAAUCAUUAUAUUAAUCAAAUGUAUUGUACGUGCUUACGAGGGAUGGCCUUAGCAUUAAAAUAUAGAAAGGUUUGUCAGCCGCUAACCUACUUUUCUGCUCAUUCUCCAUCACUAUCUAUAAUAAUGCAAAGUAAAACAACGGUAUUGCGGAUUUGGACAAUCGGUAUACUCUUUGCUGUCAUUUGUCCAUUCCAUAUAGUUCAUUGCACCGAUCCGAAAUUUGAUACAUCAACAAGAAUGCGACUUGUUUUAGUACCGGCGGAUGCGCAAGUUGGAACUGUGAUUUAUCGAAUACGUGCCACGGACGAAGAGUUUGACUAUCCACUCACCUUUGAACUUAUAGGCGAUUCUGCAUCAGCUACUGUUAAAAUUGAUUCGCUUCCAUGCACCAAAUACAAUUCCGUUUGCCAAGCAAAUGUUGUGUUACAGCGACGUUUAGAACCGGGGCGCUACUAUGACUUCCAGGUAUCUGUAAAAGACACAAAAGGAGGAAUGGCUAGCCAACUGUGUUCUAUUACUGCUACUAAUUUCACAACACCACAUGACCUCAUAUUUCCACACAAGCCGGGGAUAAUAAUGAUUCCAGAGGAUGCAAAGCGUGGAACAGAAUUGGAUUACGUAAUUGCUCGAAAAAAUCCACUUUUUCAAAAACCAGUUUACCUUGAGUUAUGGGGCUCUCAACUUUUUGCCAUAAGACAAAAGAUUGUUUCAGUUGAAACUACAGAAGGUACCGUGUUUUUGCUAGGACCACUUGACUUCGAAAAACAAGCUAUGUACCAUUUAACCAUAUUGGCUAAU